AUGAAGCUGGAGGAGCUCAAGGUGAGCGACCAAAAGAUCACACGUUAUGUGACAAAGGUUCUCGUUGCCAAGCGUGAAGCCGAGUUGAGGCUAGAACAAAAUAGUUUUGGUGAAAGAAAGGAAGCCAAUCUACGCAAAGAUCUAUUAAUGAGUGGAGUACCCGAGGAAGAGGUUGACAAACGAAUCGAAGAGAUUAAGCGGCCUCGAAAUAAUCGAAAGAAGACGCAUUCCAAAACAGCUGUAGGAGAAAAGAGGCCCAAGUUCGCUGCUACGGAAGAACUUGAUACGGCAAAACGAAAACGAGUAAAAGUGACAUAA
Cooperia oncophora is the source of this 318-nucleotide messenger RNA. NCBI's taxonomy places the organism in Eukaryota, Metazoa, Nematoda, Chromadorea, Rhabditida, Trichostrongylidae. The record is from the annotation of a GenBank genome assembly.